UGAAUCGCUUGAAGCUGGUACUAGUCGGAAACGAGCAAGGAACAAAACAGCAGCACUUAAGCCCCCCGUUUCACAAACUCGAAGCAUCUUUUGGGAUCAUUGUAAAAAGGGGUCAAGGACCUUGUUGGAUGGCACCAUUCAACCAAUUGGAACUUGCAAUUAUUGUGAGACGCAGAUCCCAGCAGGUCAUGGCAGCACUAGUGGGUUGAAAAACCACUUAGUGAACAGGUGCAGAUCGAGUCCCUUGUACAAAGCAGCUGAAAGUGACAAAAAUCAGCCUGUGUUGACAAAUGAGAAAAUGGGGCAGGUCACUGAAUUGGUUUCUCAUACUUUCAAUCAAAAAAGGUGUGAGUUGAAGCUUACAGAAUAUGUUAUUAUCGAUGAGAUGUCAUUCCGAGCUGUUGAAGGGAAGGGCUUCGUAAGUCUUGUGCAUGAAUUGCAACCAAGAUUCAGAAUCCCAGAUCGUAAGAAGGUGGCAGGUAUGGUUUAUGACUUGUUUUUAGUUGAGAAAGCUAAAAUAAAAAGUGUCAUAACUGGGCAAAGGGUAAGUAUCACAACCGAUACAUGGACUUCCAUCCAGAACAUAAAUUACAUGGUUGUUACUGCUCACUUUUUGGACAGUGAUUGGAAACUGCAUAAAAGAAUAAUUAACUUCACAAAAAUCAC
Cuscuta epithymum is the source of this 666-nucleotide messenger RNA. The record is from the annotation of a GenBank genome assembly. NCBI's taxonomy places the organism in Eukaryota, Viridiplantae, Streptophyta, Magnoliopsida, Solanales, Convolvulaceae.